Letharia columbiana is the source of this 366-nucleotide messenger RNA. RefSeq lists its product as uncharacterized. NCBI's taxonomy places the organism in Eukaryota, Fungi, Ascomycota, Lecanoromycetes, Lecanorales, Parmeliaceae. The coding region runs from base 1 to 366 and encodes 121 amino acids. The transcript has 2 exons. The record is from RefSeq and is a predicted model, not a curated record.
AUGUUUGUCCACUUGAGACGCGGCCUCGACGCCCCCCACACUUUCGGCCGCGGGGGUGCUCUCAGCAAUGAAUUGGAUCAGAUGGAUGCACAUGCACUGAUAUUGGCAAUUGAUGGGUUAUUAAGCGUCAUACUCGACGCUUAUUCGUCCUUCAACGGCAUCACGCCCGAGCACGCCAUAGCAUAUCAAGCUGCUAGGGACGACAUGGUCCACGAUCCUCCUGGGAAAUGGGAAAAAAGCUCCACAGAUGAUGAUGAUGAAAAGUACCUUAAGGCCGGAUCGUCAUGGACUCAUCUUACACCCGAAGACAUUACAUCCCUCCGAGGCCCCCACACACCACACCCUCCUGCACCUGCACCUGCAUAG